AUUGUUGUCAGUUAUGGUAUGGAGACGACUCCGAACCAGGUGAAUGAGUUCCACCGGAGGAAGAGGCAGAAAGAAAAAGGGAUCAGCCGACACGGGGCCCUCGCCCGACGGUGACACCUGCAAUCAGGUGCCGCCGCAUUAUAAACGUCAACAUUUGUACCACAUGCUCUCGCUAUUACUGGCGUUUCUUAGUUUUUCAAGACUCGUAGCUUUGAAGUUUGGUGGAAUAUUCAUCUGGCUUUUCAAACGGACAUCUCGUGCCGCCAUGGCGGCAAGACCCAAACCACUGGAUGAUCGGAGUUGCAAAGACCACGAUGACACCAGUGAGCAGAUUCGGAAUCUCCACAAACAAGCGUUCGAGUAUAUAUCAGUUGCACUCAAAAUCGACGAGGAUGAUAAAGGUCAUAAGGAGCAGGCGGUGCAGUGGUACAAGAAGGGCAUCGCAGAGCUGGAGAAGGGCAUCGCCAUCGAGAUCACCGGAAAUGGUGAGAAGGUGGACAAGUCUCGCCGUCUCCAGGACAAGAUGAGGACCAACCUCCUCAUGUCCAAAGAUCGCUUGGACCUUCUGGCCAAGCUCUACUCAGGCCCCUCUCAGGCACACCUGUACACUGACAAUCUCAACCGGCCCUACUCAAAUGGACAUCUGCACACAGUGACUGGUGCGGUGCCCAAGAAGAGAGAGCCUGCCAGCCAGCCCAUAGGCCAGGUGGCCCCGCGGCCCAAAGCCCAGCCCAAGGCCCAGCCCAGUUCCUCGGGGAACCAGAGGCCUCAGGGGACGUUGUCAGGACCCGGCGCCCGACCCGCCCCACAGGCUGCUGGCAACCACAGGGGGCAAGCGGGUAAACCAGGUAACCGCGGUAACGGCAAGCCAUCCACGCCCACGUCGACUCCCGCCAGGAAGCGCGACAUGAAGAAUUUCAAGAACGUGGACAGCAAGCUGGCCAACCUCAUCAUCAACGAGAUCGUGGACAAUGGCUCCUCGGUGAAGUUUGACGAUGUGGCCGGCCAGGAUUUAGCCAAGCAAGCCCUGCAGGAGAUAGUCAUCCUCCCAGCACUACGACCAGAGUUGUUUACAGGUCUCAGGGCUCCUGCCAGGGGUCUGCUCCUCUUCGGGCCACCAGGCAAUGGCAAAACCAUGCUGGCCAAAGCAGUCGCCAUGGAGUCCAAUGCAACCUUCUUCAACAUCAGUGCUGCCAGCCUUACCUCCAAAUACGUAGGGGAGGGGGAGAAGCUGGUGAGAGCUCUCUUUGCUGUGGCCAGGGAGCUACAGCCAUCCAUCAUCUUCAUUGAUGAGAUUGACAGUCUGCUGUGUGAGAGGAGAGAAGGGGAGCACGACGCCAGCAGGCGCCUCAAGACAGAGUUCCUCAUCGAGUUUGACGGGGUCCAGUCUGGUGGGGAUGAUCGGGUGCUGGUGAUGGGGGCCACUAAUCGACCUCAGGAGCUGGACGAGGCUGUACUCAGGCGGUUUGCAAAGCGCAUCUAUGUAGCGUUACCCACGGAAGAGACUCGACUGAAGCUGUUGAAGAAUCUGCUGGGCAAGCAUGGCAACCCCCUCAACCAGAAGGAGCUCACUCAGCUCGCCAGGAUGACCGACGGCUACUCAGGAAGUGACCUGACGUCUCUAGCGAAGGAUGCUGCUCUUGGUCCUAUCAGAGAGCUGCGGCCCGAGCAAGUGAGGAACAUGUCUGCCAAUGAGAUGCGUAACAUCCGCUUCAAUGACUUUGUGGAGUCCCUGAAGAAGAUCAAGCGCAGUGUGAGUCCUCAGACCCUGGAGCAGUACGUACGCUGGAACUUGAACUACGGUGACACCACUGCUGUCUGACCCCUCGUGACCUCUUGACCUUGACGUUUGACCUAUUGAACCCUGUUUGACCUUGAUGUGCAGUGUGAGUCUCCAGACCCUGGACAAGUACAUACCUGGACUACGGUGACGCCACUGCUGUCUGACCCCCCAUGACCCUUGACCUUUUGACCUUCGUUUGACCUACGUUUGACCGUUCAACUUUGGUUGCUGCAGUAGGACGUGACCUUGUGCCUGGACUGCUGGGGACAGCACUGCCAUCUCUCCCUGACUUCCCAAUAAUCCCUUGAUAUGACGGCUUGACCAGCUAUUUGACAUUCGACCUUUCGGCCCUGUCUGCUCUGCUGUUGUUGCUUGCCCUGACCACUAGGGGGGAGUGAAACCUGGCUGAGAGGAGAAGCCUGAAUGGAUAAUAGUACGCGGAUGGAUGGAGAACAUGGCAGAUGGAAGAGGAGGAACAAUAAUAACCGAUAAAAGUAGACGAAGGACAAGAAAGCUGACGGGGAGGUGCUUUGGACUAUUUUACUAACACCUUACAGCUUACUCCAAAAUAUUCUUCAAUGGUACAGACACACACACAGACACACACAGACACACAGACACACACUCACACACUCACACACACACACACACACACACACACACACACACACACACACACACACACACACACACACACACACACACGAUGGACAGAUUGGCAAAAAAAGUUUGUUUUGUAUGUUUUCUUGUAUAUAACAUCUCCUUUCUCUCUCAGCAACUAUCGCCUGUUAAACAUAACCUGGUCUAAAAAAAAAAGAAAGAUCUGUCAGAUCAGAUGGAGUGUGAAGGAGGUCGGCUAACACUCUUCCCCACUCCUUGAACAUUUAGGAGAUCAGUCACGCAGAAACUAUACUUGCCACACGUUCAGAUUGAAUAUUCAGAAACUCAAAAAAAAGUUUGAAGACCUCUCAGCCAAUGGUCUCUAAUGGUAGACAAAGGGGAUUUAAUGGUUUGAAUAGAAAUUAUUCUGAUAUUUGAGCAACAGAGGUUCCCUGGUGCCAUAGUCUAAUAGUCGCGCAGUGCUAUCUCUCUUUCCGACAGGCAGACAAUAACAACUACAGUCCCUUGUGAGCUCCUUAUCCGAAUCCCAAUGCCAUCUAGCUCUCCUACGAACAACAAUAAUAACUGAAGUCCCCUGUGACCUCAACCUAGACAUGACCUCUCCCCUGAGCCCAAGUGCCUUGGUGGAAAGCAGAGUGUCUAACCUUCCUGUAGGCACGAGGACUGAAGACUGAAGACACGUCUGGAGGAUGGAUAUUGAGAUGGCCUCAGGGUUUCAACAGAGUCAGGAACUUGGGUCUUUUCACCAAGGAGAUGAUACACCAUGUCAGAAAUGUUUCACUUUGCAGUGCACUAUGUACAGUAGUCAAAAAAGAAAUCAAAGAUGGGUUUGAUGUCAAAGUAGUGAACACGUGAAUGUCUUUGGAUAUGGCUAAACUGUGUCUCUGACUAAAUACUUUGAUCUUAAGUUACGAGAGUGACUUCAGUGGUGUCCUAAAAUGUCCUUUUUGCUCAGUAUUAGUGUCCUAUGUAGAAUGAGGCUUCAUUCUCCACACAGAGAGUACAGGGGUACAUAAGUACAUUAAAAUUGGAUGUCCUUUUGUAACAGCACUUACUGUUUCAAUAUGAUGGCUGUACACCUUAAGUUAGUGUUUUUAUUUUUUUGUGGAGUGUAGUGUAGUGUGCAGUUUGCUGUGUGCAAGCCAAUACCAAAAGAAUAAGAGUUCACCAGGGUAUCUUUGGACGCGAUUGGUGACAAGAGAUGGCAUAUUGAGAACAUUGACAUGUAGCAUGUUUUGAAGAAGAUUCUUACCCACAGUAGGGCCAAUGCAUUGGAUUGUUUUCUACUUUUGUUGUUAACCCAUUGAGUUUGGUCAUUUUCAAUACAGCUAACUUAUUGUUUACCCCAGGACAAGAAAACCCUCUUGUCUAAUCAAUCACCAACAAUGUACAGUGUACAGUAACUAUAGAGUGCAUGCAGUUGAAUGAAGAGCAGUUAGCGUAUUAGCUUUUAGUACCAUUCACAACCACCAUUUCCCAAUGUCAAGUGUUCCCAAUGUCAAAAUGCUUAGUUAUUGGAUACUCCAUGGAGUUCACCAAAGAGUAUCCAAUCACUGGGCGUUUCAUGCACGAUCAAGGCUAGAACUCUUGGCAGUAGUAAAUAGUCAACAACUCUGGCUAGCUACAGCAUCUCAGUCUGGUUACUGAAAAGAGAGAGAGGGAGAGAGAGUGUGUGUGUGUGUGUGUUCAUUUCUUUUUCAUUUUGACCCCGUCAGUUUUUUUUUUUUUUUACAUUGCAACAAGGCGCGAAACUUUUUAAAAACGAUUGCACUAGGUUUUGAACUUUUUUCCCUGACCCUUUUCUUUCUGGAACUGACGUUGGACAAUAGUGCAUGCGCGGGUGUGGACACACACACACACACACACACGCACACACACGCACACACACACACACACACACUUUCAGUCAAGCAGACUUUAUGCACUCCAUUCUGAUACAGAGCACUCCUUUUAAGUUUUAAACCUGUAGUCCAGUCUCCCUAGAGCGCUUAGGAAGAGUGAACAAGUGUGUGUCUGUGCAGUUUCAGUCUUCUCUUUUCUUGUCUUAGAAUGUGGAACAUAAUUGUUGAUUGUUGAAGUUGUGGGCACCAAAUAUGCCUUAACUGCCACAACAGGAGUCUGUAUGAUAUGUAAGUAAGCAUGGUGUACUCUUAAUAAAUCUAGAAAUGAUA
Engraulis encrasicolus (European anchovy) is the source of this 4575-nucleotide messenger RNA. RefSeq names its product spastin (gene spast). Gene Ontology annotation, molecular function: microtubule severing ATPase activity; ATP binding; ATP hydrolysis activity. NCBI's taxonomy places the organism in Eukaryota, Metazoa, Chordata, Actinopteri, Clupeiformes, Engraulidae. The record is from RefSeq and is a predicted model, not a curated record. The coding region runs from base 44 to 1822 and encodes 592 amino acids. Gene Ontology annotation, cellular component: microtubule cytoskeleton. The transcript is spliced from 17 exons.